CUUUAAAUAGCCAUGCUCUUCUGCAGGCUCUCAACAACACAUGGAUUGUUCCUCUUUUCCUUUGUCCCGAACACACUUCAACUCCACUCAUUCCCUUUAGUGGCUCUUCAAGUUCCUUCUUAGAUAAGAUUUAUGCAAAUUCCUUCACAAAAUCCCGAAUAUCCAAUUACCAACCACCAUUGCAGCAACCCCAACCCCAACCCCAAACCUUCGUCCAGGAAAAAAACUUCGCUUUAAAUUCUCUCGGGUUCACUCAGUUCGUUAGUUAGUUACUCCAACCAUGAGAGAGCCGCAGAACGACACCCUGGCGACCCAACUAACAACCACCAACGACGACGUGCCAUCUGCCGUCGUUUUGUUCGGGAAGUACGAGUUGAAGAGGUUACUGGGAGUCGGCGCGUUCGGCAAGGUGUACCACGCCACAACCGCCGUCACGCGCCAGAGCGUGGCGGUGAAGGCCGUCAGCAAAAGCAAGGUCUUAAACGGAGGUUUUGCUGCCAACGUCGAACGCGAGAUCUCUAUCAUGCGCCGCCUCCACCACUCCAACAUCAUUGACCUCUUCGAAGUACUCGCGACGAAGACCAAAAUCUACUUCGUCAUGGAGUUUGCCGCCGGCGGCGAACUCUUCCACACGGUAGCCAGAAAGGGGCGCCUCGAGGAGGAGGACGCCAGGUUUUACUUCCGGCAACUCAUCUCCGCCUUGAAACACUGCCACUCGCUCGGCGUGUUCCACCGCGACCUCAAGCUCGAUAAUUUGCUGCUCGACGAGAACGGGAAUUUGAAAGUCUCCGAUUUCGGGUUGAGUGCAGUCACGGGUCAGAUCCGACCCGACGGGUUGUUACACACUAUUUGUGGAACCCCUACCUACGUGGCACCCGAGAUUCUGUUGAAGAGAGGCUAUGAUGGUGCGAAAGUGGAUCUGUGGUCGUGUGGCGUCGUUUUGUUUGCGCUCACCGCAGGUUAUUUACCAUUCAAUGAUUGCAACGUCACCGUUUUAUUCAGAAAGAUUUACCGCGGUCAAUUCCGGUUCCCUAGGUGGAUGUCCAGUGAUCUGAGGUACCUCUUAUCACGCUUGCUUGACACAAAUCCCGAAACCAGGAUUACCAUUGAUGAGAUCUACCAAGACACGUGGUUCAACGCGGGUGAGGACCAGUACGAACCGGUUCGGGUCAAGGAGAGUGAAUGCGUAUGCGGGGAUAGAGGAACCGGGUUCAAGUCGCUGAACGCGUUCGACUUAAUUUCUUUUUCGACAGGUUUGGACAUGUCGGGUCUUUUCGAGGAUCCGAACGGGUCGGAUUCCGUGGAACGGGUUGUUUCUGCCGCGUUACCAGAGAAUAUUAUAGAGAGAGUGGAGGCGGCAGCGGAGGAGGGGAAGGUGGUGGUAAAGAGGGAGAGAAACGGUGGUGGAGCGAAUUUGGAAGGGCAGGACGGUAAUUUGAUAGGUCUCGUAGUAGUUUACCGGUUAACGGAAGAGCUUGUAGUGGUUGAAAUGACGAGAAGUGAGAAGGGAGGGGAAUCUGGCGCGAAGUUUUGGAAAGAUAAACUGCGCCCUCUGCUUAUUGAAUUGGCAGGUGAACGGGAAACGCCGGUUUCCGGUGACUUCUGUAACAUAUAGUUUGGUAUCUAUGUUUUUUGGUCUGGGUACCAAUCAGGAUCCAUCAUUUUUAUGGAUUGGGUUUAUGUUUUGCAGAAUUUAUAAAAUUAAGUACGUAAUAAAGAUGUUUAAUGGAAUUUUAGAAUACUUUAAUACA
Messenger RNA from Vigna angularis (adzuki bean), 1751 nucleotides. Its product is annotated as CBL-interacting serine/threonine-protein kinase 14. Gene Ontology annotation, molecular function: ATP binding; protein kinase activity. Gene Ontology annotation, biological process: protein phosphorylation; signal transduction. The record is from RefSeq and is a predicted model, not a curated record. Lineage: Eukaryota; Viridiplantae; Streptophyta; Magnoliopsida; Fabales; Fabaceae. The transcript has a single exon. Bases 281 to 1615 code for a protein of 444 amino acids.